Messenger RNA from Klebsormidium nitens, 839 nucleotides. NCBI's taxonomy places the organism in Eukaryota, Viridiplantae, Streptophyta, Klebsormidiophyceae, Klebsormidiales, Klebsormidiaceae. The record is from the annotation of a GenBank genome assembly.
AUGCGCGCGCUCAAAAGGGUUUCUUUCAAUGCCGUCGAUGAAGUCAGCUUUCUCAUCGUGAAGUCAGCUUUCUCAUCGUCACCGUUCGUUGGGAUCCGCAUUCAAAAGUUAGAAUUUUGCUGCGCGAGUUGCUCUAUUGAACGUCGAACAACAAAACGAUCAGGUUCAGGGAGGCAGAUUGGACGCGGUACAAGGGAGGGCCACAUGGCACCCCAUUCUAGCUUACCACCACCGGCAGAGAAUCCACACCAGCGGCAACCUCGACAAGUUCCUUACAAGUACCUUGUUCCCCUUGUAUAUGCUCCCAUCCUCCCAUUAAUUCGAAUAGGUCUAGCAAAACAACCGAAACUCAGGACGCGAGUUUUUGGGUUAGCUGUCGGGGCCGCGCUCCUCCACGGGGCGUGGCUUAUAAGCGAUCUGUACAACCAAGAAAGUGCAUCUACCGUUCCCAAGGGAAGACGAAGACACGAGUAAAGCGGUCUCAGGCAAGGCAGGUGAACUGCUUGUGGUCGAUCCAUUCCUUGCAUUCUAGUCUCAUCGUGUCUGCCGACGAUCUUGCAGCUCGCUUUCCUAUAGUUUCCCGAAACGACAUUCCGUUUUAGGGGGUGUUUGAAGCCUGAUCGCAGACAGCUUAGCUCUUGAAACGGGCUCGCCGACUCAAACGACAGGGACAAUCGAUCUUGUAAGAGUCCCAAAUCAGCCAUAGAAGAGGUCUGGUGAUGAUAAAUUAAGACUUAUAAGUGUGCUAGUGCCUAUAUAGCUUGUCACUGUAGAUCAGGAAACUCAGACGGUCACUGCCAUAUAACCAGUUAUGGUAAAAUAUCGAGCCACCAUGCCGC